Acanthopagrus latus (yellowfin seabream) is the source of this 2353-nucleotide messenger RNA. Its product is annotated as voltage-dependent L-type calcium channel subunit beta-1-like. Lineage: Eukaryota; Metazoa; Chordata; Actinopteri; Spariformes; Sparidae. The transcript has a single exon. Bases 31 to 612 code for a protein of 193 amino acids. The record is from RefSeq and is a predicted model, not a curated record.
GUCUGGUUGUUCUGCUGUUUGUGUCUCUGCAUGGUGGCUGUGUGGCAUGGCUGUGGCUGGCUGCAGGGGCCGUACCUGGUGCACGGCGAGCAGAAGCGAGAGGGGCCCCUGACAGAGUGCGGUGGCAGUGGCACCCUGCAUGACUAUCAGACAGACCUGGGAGGGAAACCUCAGCAGCAGCAGCAGCAGCAGCAGCAGCAGCAAACGUACAUGCGCUCCUCCCGUGGCCAGCUGCGGGGAAGCAGUGGGCGGGGCCUGUCACGGCAAGACACCUUCGACUCGGAGACCCAGGGCAGCCGGGACUCCGCCUACACCGAGGCAGGCGACUCCUGCAUGGACAUUGAGACUGACCCCUAUGAAGAGCCCGAGCCCUACCGGGGAGGUGGCGGCAGCCGCCUCCACCUGGCGCAGCAUCACGGCAGACAGGCCUCCUGGGAAGACGAGGGCGCCGAGCCAGACCAGGAGAACCUGAACCACCCCCCGAUGCCGAGCCAGACGCAUGGACGUGCCAAGCUGAGGGAACGCUACUGCCAGGACCCGGUGGACACGGGGGCCAACAUGAGCCGCAACAAGAACCAGGACGACUGGGGGAGAGACGUCUACAUCCGCUGAACAUCACACUGCUGAGGCAAGGAGGCGACUGGACGGACUGAGGACAGGGGGAGAUAAGGGCGGGGAGGGGGGGAAAGGUUCUGGUUUCAGGUCAGAAGGAACUGAAGUGUGUGGGUCUGGGGCCAUGCCAGUCAGGCUGACAAAAAGAAUCUGUUUACAUCCCAGUACAAUGUAAAGAAACACAUCAACUGCCAGAUGCCAUUCUCAUCAACUUCUUCUUGCAAUUUAUUUAUGAUUAGAAAAAAAAAUACUAUUGGUCUGGUUUUGUUUUUUUUUCGUUUCCUAUGUUAAUACUGCAUGAAUAUCAUGGAUUUCUAAACUGACAGCACGAGGACAGUAAUUGUUAUGAUUGUGAAUCUUAUGAUUGUGAUCUGUGUGACUCGACCUCCCCUCUGGUAGAGCUGUUGUCCGUCACGUCUGUCCUCUGCAGUCUUAAACAGGGUCAAAUGUCAUUGUCCCCCCCAUGUGCAGUGUCAGGGUUUCCUCCUACCUUAAUCUCACCCACUGCUUUUUACUUUUUCUAGAUUUCACGCUGAGAUCCAGACGUUACGAGUCUCUCGCCCUCCUCUUUCUUAUCACCCAGACCUUAAAAAGCUGGUGGAGAAGUUGCCAUAUUUAAACACGACAGUUUAUCGAUGUUGCCACGCUCAUGCCACAGCGAUAGAGUACACUCCAAAGACGUUUACUUCCUCCCCAGUCUGGUUCAGCCGUCGUACCCCGACCGUACACGUCUGACCCGCUCCACCCCUUUCUGUUUUUCCCUCUUCCUCGUGGGUGCUGAGGGGCGCCCCCGCUUGUAUUCAUUUGUCCUCUGGUGCAGAUUCAGAGCAGCACCACCGUAGUAGUUUUUUGUGAAUGAAGUGUCCUGCCUUAGUCACUCCCACCUUAAAAAACAAAAAAAAUAAAAAUAAAAAUAAACAAACAAAAAAAAAAGACACCCUUAUAUCAAGAAAUCUCCAAUCACAAGUGCCGGAAUGUCUCGCCAAGCCAUGUCCACCACUGCCACGGUGGGAUGUCUUAACUCUUGUUAACACUCGUUUUCAUACCAUUAUCUGUGUGUCUUUCGUGUCUCGUGGCUACUCCGUGGAACCGUAGCCCAAUGCUGUCGCUGCAGCACACGGCUCAUCUUGUUUUCUUUGCACCAGCUUCGUCGUCUGUCUUUUCAGGGCUAAUGGUUGUAUAAAAAGUACUUGUGUGUGUGUGUGUGUGUGUGUGUGUGUGUGUGUGUGUGUGUGUGCGCGCGUGUGUGUGGUCAAUCACUCCACCUACUUCCACUCAAACAGCUAGCUUGUCUGAUAUUAAAUACCACUCUAUUCUUACUCUUGAUUUCUGACUGAAUUAGUGUUGCUUCUUCCUGUGGACAUUUGCAAUUUUUUUUUUAUUUAAUUUUGAAUCUUCAGGGUUUUUUUUUUUUGUGAGGUAGUGAGAGGAGUAUCGAGCUGGGUGGGGCGGGGGAGGGUGGGGUAGGAUCAGCUUUGGUCUUUACUCAGUUAUCUAUAAUGGAGAAUCCAUGAAUGUCUUCGGUGGGCUGCUUCGGCCCGCCCCGUCUUCGGUUGAAUAAAUAAAUAUUAAAUAAUGAUCAGUAAAUAAUGUUAUUGUUGCGUUAUCGCAAUUGUUAAAAAUAUGAAAAAUAACAUGUAUCAUUGGUGCCUGAUUGUAGCUACAUUUUGCUUUUUCUGCCUUUCAUUUUUAAUCUGUGGAUAAAUUCGUAUUUUAAUUAAAAAUUUAAUCAGAAAAUUUA